UCUUCUUUCAGAAUCAAUCAAAAGUGUAUAAAAGAACGAUAAAAAAGAAGGAAAAUCAACGUAUGUGCAUCUCAUUGCGCAUACGAAGAUAUAUAAUUGUUGAUAUAUACAAUGGUAAAAAUAUGCAUUUAUCCACCAAAAUUUGAAGUUUUCUCAGUGCUUAUGGAAGACGUUGUUCAGAUCUGAAUUUUCGAAGGAGCUAAAUAAAUACUGAGAAAUGGAAGAUAGAUCGUCAAGUUUUUGGGGGCCUGUUACAUCUACACAUGAGUGGUGUGAGUCAAACUACGUCUACUCUUGCUAUAUUGCAGAAUUUUUCAACACCAUGUCUAUGAUUCCAGGCAUCCUUUUGGCACUAUUUGGGCUUGUCAACUCAUUAAGACAACAUUUUGAGAAGAGGUUUAGUGUCCUUCACAUAUCAAACAUGAUACUUGCCAUUGGGAGCAUGUUGUAUCAUGCCACCUUGCAGCGAUUGCAACAACAAGGUGAUGAAACACCUAUGGUGUGGGAAAUGCUCCUUUAUAUCUACAUCCUCUACUCACCAGACUGGCACUAUCAGAGUACGAUGCCCACAUUCCUGUUCCUCUACGGGGCAGUAUUCGCGGUCGCUCAUUCGCAGCUUCGUUUUGACAUUGGUUUCAAAGUGCACUAUGUGCUGCUUUGUCUUCUUUGCAUUCCACGGAUGUACAAGUAUUAUAUUAUCACGGAAGACAUAUCAGCCAAGCGGGCUGCAAAGUUGUACCUAGUCACGCUUCUGCUGGGGACGUUCUGCUGGUUAGCUGACCGUCAGCUCUGCAAGGACAUUUCACGAUGGUUUUUCAAUCCACAGGGGCAUGCAUUGUGGCAUAUUCUCAUGGGUUUCAACUCAUAUUUCGCCAAUACGUUCCUGAUGUACUGUCGUGCUCAGCAACGGGGUUGGGAUCCGAAGGUAAAACACUUGUUGGGAAUUUUCCCCUAUGUGAAGAUUCAAAAACCGAAAUCCCAGUAGAAAGAUAGUAAUCGAUCCCUUGCAGCAGCACGAACUCAGCGCGCUUUCGUGUUAGUUGACGAGCGCAAGUUGUCGUAACUCAGUUUGUCUGAAGAAUGCAAUGUAAAUGAUAGCUUGUAGGAAAAUUUCGUUGGUUAGUGGUUAAGAGUUUCUGACUGUAAAAUUAGCAUUUUGGUGAUGUACCAUACAUAUGGCUAUAUACCGUUAGUGAGCAUUCAUGAAGUAGGUAUAAUUAAUUAAAUUUUUCUGAUC
Sesamum indicum (sesame) is the source of this 1237-nucleotide messenger RNA. RefSeq names its product alkaline ceramidase. Gene Ontology annotation, molecular function: hydrolase activity, acting on carbon-nitrogen (but not peptide) bonds, in linear amides. Gene Ontology annotation, cellular component: membrane. Lineage: Eukaryota; Viridiplantae; Streptophyta; Magnoliopsida; Lamiales; Pedaliaceae. Gene Ontology annotation, biological process: defense response to other organism; response to salt stress; ceramide metabolic process. The record is from RefSeq and is a predicted model, not a curated record.